Messenger RNA from Scatophagus argus, 1198 nucleotides. Its product is annotated as Kv channel-interacting protein 2-like. Gene Ontology annotation, cellular component: voltage-gated potassium channel complex. The transcript has 9 exons. The coding region runs from base 334 to 1095 and encodes 253 amino acids. Gene Ontology annotation, molecular function: potassium channel regulator activity; calcium ion binding. Lineage: Eukaryota; Metazoa; Chordata; Actinopteri; Scatophagidae. Gene Ontology annotation, biological process: regulation of potassium ion transmembrane transport. The record is from RefSeq and is a predicted model, not a curated record.
UGUUUGGACAAAGUAAAGUCACAGCAGCUCCUGCAGACCAGAGGCUGAAGCCCACGGGAGCUUCUCAGAGUGACUGUAAAGCGCAAACUGUGGGUGUGAGUGCGCGCUGAUGCCGAGCGGGAGGAGGAGAGGGCUCAGUUUGGAUAGAGGCGAGCGGGCGCGCAGGGAGAGCAGCUUUCACAUCACACGGACUUGGACGCUGUUUUUCUUGUCGCUCCUCCGUGUGCGACCGGUCUGCAGCUCACACGGCCUGAUGCUUGGAGAAAAGUGACAUGCGAACAGGAAUGAAGUCCUAAAUCCAGCAGGUUGAUCUGGUAAGCGGUGAAACAAAAGAUGAAAUCCAGGAGUCAGGACCAGAGUUUGUCUGACUCCAGGGAGCUGGACAGAUCUUACGACCCGCUUACAGGUAAUCCACCAUCCAAACCCAUUAAAAAGACCAUAAAGCAGCGGUUCCUCAAACUGCUCCCCUGCUAUCGCUCUGGCUCCAGCUCUACAUCUAAUCAAAGAAAUAUCAUCGAUGAUGCUGAACUGUCGACAGUGUGUUACAGACCAGAGGGGCUCGACCGACUCGUUGAGCAGACCAGCUUCAACAAGAAAGAGCUGCAGGUUCUCUAUCGGGGAUUCAAGAAUGAGUGUCCCAGUGGUGUGGUGAAUGAAGAGACUUUUAAAAACAUCUACUCCCAGUUCUUCCCUCAGGGAGAUUCAAGUAUGUACGCGCAUUUCCUGUUCGAAGCGUUUGACACCAACAACAAUGGCUCGGUCAGCUUUGAGGACUUCGUUAUCAGUCUGUCCAUCAUCUUGAGAGGCUCCAUCACUGAUAAACUCAACUGGGCCUUUAAUCUGUACGAUCUCAAUAAAGACGGCUGCAUCACCAGAGAGGAGAUGACAGAUAUCAUGCACUCCAUCUAUAACAUGAUGGGGAAGUAUACCUACCCCAACAUGAAGGAUAGUGCGCCCAAAGAGCACGUUGACAGCUUCUUCCAGAAAAUGGACAGGAACAAUGACGGAGUGGUCACCAUCGAUGAGUUCUUGGAGACAUGCCAAAAGGAUGAAAAUAUCAUGCAGUCCAUGCACAUGUUUGACAAUGUGAUCUAAGCCUUUGGUGGAUUUUCCCUCCUACCUGGAGCUCAUCUACAGUUCUUCAGCCCCCAGCCAGAGGGGAGGUGGGGGCGGGCUGGUGUGUGUGUGUGUGUGUUUG